Messenger RNA from Cicer arietinum (chickpea), 475 nucleotides. NCBI's taxonomy places the organism in Eukaryota, Viridiplantae, Streptophyta, Magnoliopsida, Fabales, Fabaceae. The record is from RefSeq and is a predicted model, not a curated record.
CAUUAACCUAAUACCUUCAUCUUCAAUCAUCUACAUUCUUGAAUCAAGUAAGCAAUCUUCAAUCAUCUUCAACACCAUCUUCAAUCACUUCAAGCAUCUUCAAUCAAAAAUGGUGCGCACAAUGUUUACUGAUAGAGAGGGUCGUAUUAUACUCGACCAAGGGACUGAUAGAGAGGGUCGUGUUAGACCAACCGCUUCUGCACGGGCUCACCGUGCUCAGCGUGAAUUGCGUGGACAGCGAAGAUUACAGAAUCAACAAGUAGAACAUGCGCAACCAGAACAGGGGCAAGCAGAAGAGGCCCAAGCGAAUGAGGCCCAACCUGAAGAAGUCCAAGCGGAUGAGGUCCAGGCUGAAGAGGUCCAAGCGGAUGAGGCCCAACCUGAAGCAGAUGACGGAUAUCCUGGUGGUCCGGUUGACAGGUCUGUCCUAAAGACAUACGGGGAUCAUGUUGCGACACGACUAUGGGACGACGUG